GCUGGUAUUCAGUUUGAAGGUAUCAUAUCUUAUUAGGACAUUAGAAUUUUAAAUAAAGGAAUUAACCACCCAAAUAAAACAAAGCAAUAAAGACAAAGGAAUAUAAAUCCUGGGCAAAAGACAGGGUGCAAUUGAAGGCGUCUGCUAGCAUUUAAGGCCUUUAGCUACGUUUUACUUGAACUUUCUCACUCUGUUUCUUUAUAUUUUCCCCUUUCAAGAAGGCUCACAUACUGAUGGAAUGAUGUUGAAGCAACAAGCAUGUUGAAAUGGUUCAUAGUUUUAGAAUCUAACGGCUGUAUACGUAAACUAAAUGAAGAGCUCUUAUAUUUCGUUUUAGAAUUAAAACGAAGCAUAACAUCUCGUGAGGCCGAGAGCUGGUGCUUCAGCUCCCUCCAAAAACCCAGCAGAGCCCUCUCUUCCUGGCACAACAAAGGAUCCCCGUGAUGAAGAGCUCUUGUACUUCACGAGUUUCAUAUUCUCACCCAGAGCUCAAACAUGUCUCCCAAACCAGGUUUGAACUCUCUUCUGCUCCUUCAAAUACCCCCCGCCUCCUCUGCAAGUUCCUUCAUCGAAUUCCAAGUAGCAUCGUCUCAACUUCUCCAUGGAAGCUAAAAUGCAGCUUUUGUGGUCAACCCUUUUUCUCUACUGGGUUUCUAUCCGUGCAAACACUCUUCAGACUUACAUAGUUCAGUUGCAUCCGCAAGGUGUAACCGGCUCACUGUUUCCUACUAAGCUUCAGUGGCAUCUCUCAUUUCUUGAACAAACUCUUUCCUCCGAGGAAGACCCUUCUUCUCGUCUUCUCUACUCUUAUGGUUCUGCCAUGGAUGGUUUUGCAGCUCAGCUAAGUGAAACUGAGCUAGAGUUGUUGCGAAGUUUGCCUGAUGUUGUUGCAAUUAGACCUGACCGGCUGCUCCAGAUUCACACUACUUAUUCGUACAAGUUCUUGGGGCUUAGUACGACUAGAGAUGGUGCUUGGUUUAAGUCUGGGCUUGGUCGUGGAACAAUUAUUGGAGUGCUUGACACCGGAGUUUGGCCAGAGAGUCCUAGUUUCAAUGAUCAAGGAAUGCCGCCUGUUCCCAAGAAAUGGAGAGGGAUUUGCCAAGAAGGGCAAAGUUUCAAUGCCUUGAAUUGUAACCGUAAACUAAUCGGUGCUAGGUUCUUUAUAAAAGGUCAUCAUGUGUCCUCCGUGUCGCGUUCAGCAAACAUGAUUCAGGAGUAUAUAUCACCCAGGGACUCCUCUGGACAUGGAACUCAUACAUCAUCCACAGCUGGAGGAGUUUCUGUUCCAAUGGCAAGCGUGCUUGGUAAUGGUGCUGGUGAGGCCCGUGGAAUGGCCCCUGGAGCCCACAUUGCUGUCUACAAAGUUUGCUGGUUUAAUGGCUGUUAUAGCUCUGAUAUCCUAGCUGCGAUGGAUGUUGCAAUUGCGGAUGGAGUUGAUGUGCUUUCACUCUCACUAGGUGGCUUCCCAUUGCCACUUUUUGAUGAUAGCAUAGCCAUUGGCAGUUUUCGAGCAGUAGAACAUGGAAUAUCAGUAGUCUGUGCUGCUGGAAACAAUGGCCCAAUGCAAAGCUCAGUAGCCAAUAUAGCUCCCUGGAUUGCUACCAUUGGUGCUAGCACACUCGACCGAAAGUUUCCAGCCAUAGUUCGGAUGGGCAAUGGAGAAUUCAUUUAUGGAGAAUCUGUAUACCCAGGGAACAGGUUACGGAGUGCCGACAAGGAACUUGAAGUUGUCUACCUCACCGGUGGGGACAGCGGAAGUGAAUUUUGUUUCAGGGGGUCACUCCCAAGGGCCAAAGUAGGGGGCAAAAUGGUUGUUUGUGACAGAGGUGUAAAUGGAAGGGCAGAAAAAGGUAUAGCGGUCAAAGAAGCCGGUGGUGCUGCCAUGAUAUUAGCAAAUACAGAGAUAAACCUCGAGGAAGACUCGGUCGAUGCCCAUGUCUUGCCAGCAACCGAGAUUGGUUAUGCAGAGGCAAUACGUCUAAAGGCUUACAUAAACACUACCAGUCGUCCUAGAGCUCGAAUCAUUUUUGGUGGAACUGUCAUUGGAAGGUCAAGAGCACCAACCGUAGCACAGUUUUCAGCCAGAGGGCCCAAUUUAUAUGAUUCUUCAAUCCUCAAACCAGAUGUGAUUGCUCCAGGCGUUAACAUCAUUGCUGCCUGGCCUCAGAAUUUAGGUCCCACUGGUCUUCCAGAAGAUGCUAGAAGAGUUAAUUUCACAGUCAUGUCCGGGACUUCCAUGGCAUGUCCUCAUGUCAGUGGAAUUGCAGCUCUGAUUCACUCAGCACACCCAACAUGGACCCCAGCAGCUAUCAAGUCUGCAUUAAUGACAUCUGCCGAUGCAAAUGACCAUAGGGGAGAACCAAUAACGGAUGGAAACAAACCGGCUGAUGUUUUUGCUAUUGGAGCUGGACAUGUGAACCCUGAUAGGGCCAUCGAUCCAGGAUUGAUAUAUGAUAUCAGACCAAAUGAAUAUGUCAUUCAUCUUUGCACACUUGGAUACACAAGAUCAGAAAUUUUUACAAUCACACACAAGAACGUGAGUUGCAGUGAGAUUUUACGUAUGAACAGGGGUUUCAGCCUCAAUUACCCAUCCAUUACUGUAGCUUUCAAGCAGGGAAUGAAGAAGAAGAUGAUCACAAGGCGACUUACAAAUGUGGGAAGUCCUAAUUCCAUCUACUCAGUGGAAGUGAAGGCUCCUGUGGGAGUCAAGGUGAGAGUCAAACCUCAAAGGUUAAUAUUCAAGCAUAUCAAUCAAAGUUUGAGUUACAGAAUAUGGGUAAAAUCAAGGAAGAAAACAGAAACAAAGAAGAUAAGCUUUGCAGAAGGGCAGUUGACAUGGGUGAAUGCUCACAAUAACUUCUAUAGGGUUCGAAGUCCCAUUUCAGUCACUUGGAAGUAGCAGCAGCUCAGCAGCUAG
Theobroma umbraticum is the source of this 2917-nucleotide messenger RNA. RefSeq names its product Subtilase family protein (gene SDD1). Gene Ontology annotation, biological process: proteolysis. Gene Ontology annotation, molecular function: serine-type endopeptidase activity. Lineage: Eukaryota; Viridiplantae; Streptophyta; Magnoliopsida; Malvales; Malvaceae. The record is from RefSeq and is a predicted model, not a curated record.